GUAGAUGGCUGUGUCAAAGCUGAGGAGGGCUGGCUUAUGCCUACACUGGUCUUCAAUGCCUUACUGUCGUACAUGCCUGACUGUGCAAACCCCUGUGUAUCACCACCUCCCCCAUUCCUCCUACCUCUUGCCCCCCGGUUCCCCGGCUUGCCCCUGCAGUCCUCCUCCUCCUCCUCGCCCGCCUCCUCCGCCGCCUCGCCCUUCCUGGCGCUCAUGCAGCAAUACACCCGACUGGUGCUGCUCACGCUGGAGGUGGUGGCAGCCGACCCACGGGUCACCACCACUCGCCCGCUCCGCCGCCCCGAAACCGUCACACGACCCAGCGGCUACGACACUGCAUUUACGUCCACAUGCGACCUUGCAUUCGCCAAUAGUACCCGCAGCAGUGCUAGCACCAUCAGCAGCGGCAGUGCUAGCAGUGCCGGCAGCAGCGGCAGUGCUAGCACCAGCAGCAGUAGCAGUGCUAGCACCAGCAGCAGUAGCAGUGCUAGCACCAGCAGCAGCGGCAGUGCUAGCACCAGCAGCAGUAGCAGUGCCGGCAGCAUGUGUCCGCCUCGCGGGUUGGCUGUGCGGCUGCUGGUUGCGUUCAUGGGGGCGGUGCGGGGCAGCGAGUGGAGCCUGGGGAGGUUUGUGGAGGGGGUGCGUGUGGCGUAUGAUCAGGGCUUGGCGGCGGACGAGCUCUUCUCGCAGCUGGAGGAGUGGGAGUUCGCGCAGAGUGGGGGACUGCUGCCCAUUGCCGACCCCUCCAGGACAGCUGCAGCGGCGGCAGCGGCGGCGGAAGCAACAGCAACAGCAGCAGCAGCGACAUCCUCACAAGCGGCAGCAGCAGCAGCGACAUCCUCACAAGCGGCAGCAGCAGCAGCAGCGACAUCCUCACCAGCGGCAGCAGCAGCAGCAGCGACAUCCUCACCAGCGGCAGCAGCAGCAGCAGCGACAUCCUCACAAGCGGCAGCAGCAGCAGCAGCGACAUCCUCACAAGCGGCAGCAGCAGCAGCGACAUCCUCACCAGCGGCAGCAGCAGCAGCAGCGACAUCCUCACAAGCGGCAGCAGCAGCAGCAGCGACAUCCUCACAAGCGGCAGCAGCAGCAGCAGCGACAUCCUCACAAGCGGCAGCAGCAGCAGCAGCAGCGACAUCCUCACAAGCGGCAGCAGCAGCAGCAGCGACAUCCUCACAAGCGGCAGCAGCAGCAGCAGCCGCAUCCGGAGUCCAAAAGGAGUCCAGAAGCGGUGAAGGAGCACGCGAAGAGUCGGGUGGUGUGGUGGAGGGUGAGGGUUCCUCCUCCACGGAAGCAUCGCCGCCACCGCCACAGGACCAGCAGCAGCAGCAGCAACCAGCAGCGCCCGAGUACGAGAUAACCAAGCAGUUGUUGAGCUGUUGGAUCAGUUUGUCGUACAUGGCACUAGCGCAGCUGCAGGUGCCGUACCCGGCGGCGGGGCAGCGGCUGGGAUGGGCGUGGGCAGGGUUUGGAGAUCCCAUCGAGGCAAUUGGAAUGAACGAUUUCGUGGGCAACGUGCUGAGGGGGAUGGCGGGGGCCGACCCACGGGUCAUUCCCCAGCCGCCGACCCACCAGCAGCAGCCACAGGAGCAGCAGCAAGAGCGGUGGAAGCGCGGGGGCUCCACUCCGCUGGUCCGUGUGGAGGACGAGAGCCUGCCAGCCACCUCCACCGCCGUACGAGUCUUCGCUCAACAGGUGGCUCUGGUGCAGGCGGUGUGCCGCAGCGUGAUGCAGGGUGAGCCGGGGGCUGCUCCUGGUGCUGCUGCUGGUGCUGCUGCUGCUGGUGGGGAUAAAGAGGAAACAACUGACUGACUGAGGAAUACAGCGCCUACAUGGGGGCAGCGGGGGAGGAGGAGGGCCGUAGCAGCAUAUGCACGGCUUUGUUGCGUGGCAGCAUGUUACGAGCGCAAACAGCGGGUUGUGUGUAUGGCCUGGAGAUGCCGUGGUUGCUUCCUUGACCGUGCCUUGUGUUAUUGCUGACGUGAAAAGUGCUUUGGUAGUGUGAAGCGCUGCUGCUGCUGGUGCUGUUGGUGGGUAGGCGAUACUCACGCUUGCGGUCUGUGGUCUUGCAUGGCGCCGCGUCGGGGCUUUUGCGGUUGGUGAGUGAGAGGGGGAGCUGAGCUGCUGGGGAGCAGGGCUGCCUGGCUUCACCAGCCAGCAGCCGCGGCAGCCACCAUGCUACCUGCCGGGAAGCAUGCCGGCUGCCUCUGUUGGGAGUUUCGCACCCUUGUUUGUCCGGGUGUGGUGGAAGGGGACCCGGAUACCGUAUGCAGGUUCCCAUCAGCUGCAUGGAGUGAGCUCGGCAAGAGCUCCUUUAUCUAUCUGAUGGCACCCUGGUUCUUCGUUACAAUGCUUGCAUACAGAGCUACUACUCGCCUCGCGCGCCCGAGGGCUCAUGGCCCCGAUUGUAGAAACCGCCAACGAAGGACACCGUGAGGGUG
This is a messenger RNA of Astrephomene gubernaculifera, 2438 nucleotides long. Lineage: Eukaryota; Viridiplantae; Chlorophyta; Chlorophyceae; Chlamydomonadales; Astrephomenaceae. The record is from the annotation of a GenBank genome assembly.